Rhipicephalus sanguineus (brown dog tick) is the source of this 1853-nucleotide messenger RNA. Its product is annotated as coenzyme Q-binding protein COQ10 homolog B, mitochondrial. Gene Ontology annotation, molecular function: ubiquinone binding. The transcript is spliced from 5 exons. Gene Ontology annotation, cellular component: mitochondrion. The record is from RefSeq and is a predicted model, not a curated record. Bases 84 to 764 code for a protein of 226 amino acids. Gene Ontology annotation, biological process: cellular respiration; ubiquinone biosynthetic process. NCBI's taxonomy places the organism in Eukaryota, Metazoa, Arthropoda, Arachnida, Ixodida, Ixodidae.
GUAGUUUAUUUACAACAAAAUUAUUAUGGUCAGUUGUUUUAGUAACACAAAUAAAUUUGCUGCGGUACCGUUCUCUCCGGCUGAUGGCUGCCCUGGGGGUCUUGCGCUGCACGAAAAGAUGUGCCAAACUCAAUGGAUUUUGUGGCGGCCCGGCGAUGGUGUCGUCGGCGCGCAACGCGGUGGCCUGCGAGCCUUCGUCGCACAUUCCCGGAGGUACGGCCUGGGUGCGGACAUUCUUUCGUCUCGUGAAACCCUCGGGCGGCGGCAACACGCUGCACUAUUCGGAGAGGAAGCUGCUCGGGUACUCGGCCGAGCAGAUGUUUGAGGUGGUGUCACGGGUGGAGUUCUACCGGGACUUUGUACCCUGGUGCACACAGUCGCGUGUGACAAGCCGGUCUCCCCACGCCCUGACUGCAUACAUGAAGGUCGGCUUCCCACCCAUUGUCGAGAGCUACACCUCUCAUGUCACGCUCGUGAGGCCCACCCUCGUCAAGUCGGUGUGCUCAGAUGGUCGCCUCUUCAACCACCUAGAGACCAUCUGGAGGUUCGAGCCAGGCCUCGAGGACAACCCAAAGACUUGCACGCUAGACUUCAAGGUGUCCUUCGAGUUCCGCUCGCGGCUGCACUCGCACCUGGCGCACAUGUUCUUGGACGAAGUGGUGCGCCAGAUGACACGUGCCUUCCUCAACCGAGCGGCCACCCUGUACGGCAAACAGUCGAUCCCGACGAGAGGCAGCAAGGUGCUGCCCUCCGGUGCUCCCUGACGCCGGCCCCCCAAGUAGCUCUGCAGUACAGGGGGUUUCGUCUCUGCGUGGAUGGACUGAUUUUAGUCUUUCUUUAGUUCCUCUCGCAGCCACGCUUCUUCCUCUCACGCAUGCACCCCAGUUACUCAAGGUUCCUCCUGGAACCAACUCGCUUCUGGACUGCACAGUUCAUCCACCAGGGGGAGAAGCAACUUGGGGGCAGUGAUUGGGUGGAGUGGCAGCGAGAGUGUUACAAGGCUUCAUUGUUGAUGGCCCAAAGCAAGCUACUGUCAAACCAAUAAGUUCCCCGGCAGCCAUCAGCUGGAGGACUGGAGAACCAUAAGGACACCAUUGAUUGACACGAUGCCUCACAAUAGAGGCCAGAUGCCGUGUCCUCCCAGCCCUGGCCGCUUCAGAUUUACUGUGGCAGUAAUUUCACAGCCAUGAGCAAAGUCUGUACCAUAGUUGGGAAAGAAGCAGCCGUGUAAAACGUGUUCAGUAAAUUGAAGUUGACACAUUUGUUGGGCUUGUCGAGCUAUUGAAGUACACACAUUCAUGGUUGUUUAGUGAAAGUUUUACGGGCUUUAUUGGGUGUGGUUAAUGCUCCAUUCAGCUUGCUGGUUUUUGCUCAUUUCAGAUUUGCUGGAGGCACAAAGCAAAACUCAUUUGAGGUUGUGCUGUUGAAAUAAGUAGCUUAGCAGAAACGUGCAUUUUUUCAUGAGCAGGGUAAUGGGUUGGGAAGAGGGUUUAAUGUGAGAAACAGUGUUAAAAUUAGCAUGUGCACAACACUCCUCAGCUGAUUGUUUUUUAGAUGUUGUUUAUGGACAGUCUUGUUGUUGGGUGCAAACUUACAUGGAGCAUUCAACACCCUUGUUUAUUUAACUGUCUUUUUUUUCUUUGAAAGAGCUGUCGAAAAUAAAAUAGUUUUGUUUUUGAAACUUUAUUCUUAAUUCAUUAUAAUGGAAGACACACUUGUCUUGAGCAGUAGGCACAUGUGGUCUCUAUACACCGGUUGAGCUAGUGGGAUUGAGCCAUUGGGCCACAAUGAAAUGUGAAUGUGGGAAACCAAGCUGGAAAAUAAAUUCACCUUUCCACAUUCAAUAGUGCAUG